Armigeres subalbatus is the source of this 1245-nucleotide messenger RNA. RefSeq lists its product as uncharacterized. The record is from RefSeq and is a predicted model, not a curated record. Lineage: Eukaryota; Metazoa; Arthropoda; Insecta; Diptera; Culicidae. Gene Ontology annotation, molecular function: catalytic activity.
AUGGAUAGGACGCAACAAAAGACAACCAGGGAGGCGGAGAAUUGGACUGGAAACAUGGUAUAUCUGGAACCGGUGGACUUCGACCAGCCGACUCAGCAGCACCCGGUGGAUGUUGGAAAAUGUCUGAAGCAGAACAACGUCACUGGGUACCAAGACAUACAAGCGAUCCGGAAAUUCCGGUAUAGAAACCACAACCUGAAGUGCUAUGUGCCGGUGAUGCUGAAACAAACGGUGGGACUGAUCAAAGGAGUGCCAUUUAAAUACGAGGACAGGGAACUAUUGGAGGAGCUCGAAGCAGAAGUACCCAUCAUCAAAGUAGAAAGGGUUUUAAAAAUGGACAGCGAAAAAAAUUUGACCAAGACAAAGAACGGAAUAUACAAAGAGGACAGUAGACGGGACGGAGACGGAGUCGUAGACGGAGUCAUAGAAAAUUUGGCAGGAGAGAUAAUAUUAACUGGCGACUUCAACGCUAGACACCCAUUAUGGGAAAGAAAUGCACGACCAUGUGACAGAGGAAAAACAAUAGCAACAGAACUAGACGCAUCAAAACUCAUACUACUAAACCAGGGACAAGCAACAACAAUUCCAAGAAUUAAUAGUUCACCGACAGCAAUAGACCUAUCGUUUGCCACACAAGGAAUCGCAGCGAAGAUGGAGUGGGCAGUAGUUGAGGAAGAGUUUGGUAGCGCCCACAUGUGCAUUGUCAUGGAAAUACAAACUACGAUACCGAUGGUAAAGGACGACAAAAAAAAAAUAAACGUAACGAAAGCGAUAGAAGGCUUAAACUCGAUACAACCACAGUUUCUUGACAACCCUGAGGAGAUGCAGGAAGUUUUCGAAGAAAAAAUUGAAGAGGCCAGCUAUGUAAUAAGAAAUCGCAAAGCCAACUUCCUAAAAAAAUGGUGGACAGACACAAUUCAGGCAGCAUACAACAUCAAAAGGGGGAAACUAAGGAUAGCUGAAUUUAAAAGGAUGGUAAGAAGAGAGAAAAGGAAAUACGAACGAGAGCUGAAGGAAAAGAUUGAUGAACAGACACCACCAAAACAAAUAUGGAACAUAAUACGAGGAAUAGACGUAGCACUAACGGGGAAAAAGAAAGGAGCUGACCACAACCCAAAGCAACAAAUUGCAGAGGAGUUUGUGGCGGUUAACUAUACGGAAAUAACCAAGGACCUGAUAUGGCGGCCAGCGGUGUGCAGAGAAAACAAUCAGGAAGCACAAGAAAGCCUAGGAUAUACUCAGUGA